AUUACCUGUUCCACCAGAACUGAUGUGAGCGCGAGUUGUCGAGCACAUGCCACGUUGGGAGAAGAGCCAAAACUGAACUGAACUACUGCCUUUACUGCACCAGCAACAGGAGCUCGCGAGGAUCAUUUUAAUUGAAUCCACCUUCAAAGAAACAACACAACCAAGUGGUUUUAACAAACCUCUGAAACCAGCAGCCGACUGAGGAUCUGAGAGAGCCGCAAGGAUGCACUUGUUGUCCGCCAACUGUGUGUGUGCCCUCCUCAUCACCGCGCUCCUCCGCCAAGUCAGUGGUUUGGAGACUGUUAUCGGCCAGUAUGGGCAAACACUCGAGAUCCCGUGCAACAAUGGACUCAUGAAAGCAGAGGAUGUCCUGAUGACUAAAUGGAAAUAUGACAAAGGAGAGGGACUUCCGGGAGACCUGCUGGUCAAGAACAAAAACCAAGAUGUCUCAAUCAUCACCACUGAUGAAUACAAGGGCCGUGUUAGCAUGUCUGCAAACUACAGCCUGCUGCUUUCUGCAGCCAAGCUGACUGACCAGCGCAUGUUCACCUGCAUGGUGGUGAAUGGCGUUGACAUCUCAGAAUAUCUAGUUAAUGUGGUGAUCUACAAGACACCGGAAGUCGUGGAGAUUUCUGAACGUGCGGAUGAACUAGAGAUUGGCAAACUUACUAAGCUCGGAACAUGUAUUGCAAACGAAGCCAAUCCAGCUGCAAAUAUCACAUGGAGGAAGAACAACAAACCCCUGGUGGCAGAUGGGAAAGGGAUUUCCAUUCAAGCCUCGGUGAUGGUGGACCCUGUUACUGGCCUUUCAACCACUUCCUCCGUACUGGAGUACUCGGCCGAGAAGGAAGACACGGACGCCGAGUUCACGUGCAGCGUUCAGCCCGCUGUGGGCACAGAGCUGGUGUCCGUUUCAGCGACCUUCAGUAUCACCUACUCCACAGAGAACAUCGUCCUUCAGGUCACUGCUAUGGAACCUCUGGUGGAAGGACACAAUGUGACUCUGAAGUGUGUGGCAGAUGGUAACCCAGCUCCUACCGCCUUUAACUUCCACCUUAAGGGAAAGAUGGUGAAAGUGGAAAACACAGAUUCUUACACCAUCACCAAUGUCUCACGUGACACCACUGGAGAAUACAAAUGCUCUCUUAUUGACGACCUAACAAUGGAAGCAUCUAAGGAAAUCGUAGUCAACUACCUAGACAUAUAUUUAAGCCCCUCUGGAAAUGUCGUCAUGAGUGCCCGUGAGGUUUUGGAUCUCACUCUCAAGAUUAAUGCCUCCGGAGACUCAAAGGUCUCCUGGACAAAGGACAAUGUUAAACUGGACAAAAAGCCCAUGUUUACCAAGCUGACGUACGCUGACUCUGGCCACUAUGAGUGUGAGGUGACGAUGGGGCUCCUCAGCCGACAUGCUUCUCUUGAGCUGGCUGUGGAAGGUGCUCCUGUUGUCAGACAUCUGAUCAAGCAGCGCGGUGAAGACGGGAGGCAUGAAGUCCUGAUUUGUGAAGUCGAAGGCUUUCCAAAGCCAGCUGUUUCCUGGAGCAUCAACGGCACCUUGCUUGAUGAGAGUCCCUUCGUCAAUGGAAAGAUAACACACAAGAUCACUGUGGUACCUACUGCCAACCUGACUGUCUCUUGUACGGUGUCCAAUGAGUUUGGUGUCGAUAGCAAAACUAUAAAUGUGUCAUCCCUCAUUGAGGAGGUGAGAAUGGAUAAACAAGACCAAUCAGAUGAUAAUGACCAAACCAAGGUGGUGGUUGGCGUUGUGGUCGGUCUCCUGGUCGCCACUGUGGUUAUAGGCCUGGCAUACUUGGCCUACAUGAAGAAAUCCAAGCAAGGAAGCUGGAAGACUGGUGAAAAGGAGGACGGGUCUUCUGAGGAGGAGAAGAAACUGGAGGAGAAAGUGGAGGAGAACAGCCAAAAAGCUGAGGUGUAAAAACAAAAACGGCAACCAUCCAUUGGGAAUGUGAAAGUGAAAACGUGGAACUUUUGCACAUUUCUCUUCACCUCUCGUCUUUGGGGGGGGGGGGGAGGGGAACAAGUGUACAUUGGGAUGAAGACGAUUUGGAUUUGGUUUCAGGGAGAAUUUUACUAAAUAAAAAGCAUAUCCAAAACCCCCCCCCCCCCCCACCCCUACCCCCAGUUCCUCAAACCCUCACCCCUCCAAUCAAUCCUAAAAAAGAUGAAUGGAUACUGUAUGUGAUAUACAUAACUUGUCUGCACUACUGAUACACGUGUAAACUUGUCGACUAUUAGGAUUCAUGUUUGUUAGAAUGGAAUUUGGGAAACUGAUAACAUGCAGAUCGUUUUGGUUUCGUUAGUUGAUGCAAGUAGAAUUACUACUAGACCAGUUGCCUUUGCUGUAAGGAUGUGUAGACCUGCAUUAGUCUGACUCUUUGGCCCUUGGAGACAUAGCAGGGACCGAGGGACAUCACCUUCCAUCGCUUCUUAGCUUCACGUCAUCACAGUCAAACAACCUCUGCCUUCAACAUCAGCGUAGGAAAUCUGUUUAUUUGUGCAUUCAUUUAAGUUUGUUCAUUCAGGUUUGGAAAAAAAGUUGAAAUGGAGAUGAAAUUCCUGAAAGGGCUAUGGGUAUAUUGUUAUACUCGGCAUUAGUUAUAGAUGGUGAUAUGAUUUACAUGUUGCAUUGCAGGAAGUAGGCAAUGUGCCACACAGUUCUUUGGCAUUACAUGAUUUUUUUUUUUGGUUUUGGUUUUCGAUUGUAUGUACCACUUUGCAAAGUAACCAGGAGAGAAAACAAAAGACACUCAGUUCAUUUUUGCCUGUUUACUGUACAUUCAACAUAACCACUGUAUAACACAAGCAGGUAGAUUAUUGAGAGAAUGUAUAGCAUAACUCAACUGUACAGAUUGUUUUGCAUAAAGCCAUCGUUUGUUUUCAUGCAAGAAGAAGUCCUUGAGCCUGUAGUAGUGAAAGGAAUUCUUUGUUUCAAGGCUGCAAGUGAGUUCCCACUUUGUGCUUCAUCAGUGUCGAGGUACGAUUGUUUAUUGUGUAGCUAUGGGAUAAUUAUGUUUUGGAGCACACAGAGAGGACAAGGGGGUUGUGUCAAAGUAGUCGUCAUUAUAUGUUUGCCUUCUUUUAAAAAUCUACCUGUAAAUUCUUCUGUUUGUGAUGUGCACUAGGGUUCAUGUUUUCAUGUCAGAUUUGUGUAGAAUACGAUGGAAUACGCGCAGCUGUACAUGUCACAAACUUUGGUCCUUUUUAGGAGCAUUUACUAAAUUUUAAAAUUGUAUCAAGACCAGGAUGUAAUCGUGAAGUUUGUGAAUUUAAUUUUCUUUUUGCUAUUUAUAUUGUACAAGAUGAAAUUUUCCUGGUAGGCAAAUUCAAUAGUUGUCACAUAAUUCAUAAUUCGUUGUUAAAUUACUUGCAGACUUUACACAAAUGUAAUGAAGUUGUGAGUCAUCGGUAGGUUGCCCAGCGUCUGGUUGAAUAAUAGAUUCAGCAUGUGAUCAUAUCAGACCUCCAAGCUGCUGUUUGUUGCCUACCUUGUGUAAAACCAUCAAAUUGGAAGAAUGACCAAAGAAAGUGAACAUUGCCAUGCAAGUAUUGUAAAUACCUGAUGUUUGUUUUUGUACUUUUGUUUAAAAUAAAGUGUACAUUUGGAAAAGUUA
This is a messenger RNA of Cottoperca gobio, 3629 nucleotides long. RefSeq names its product CD166 antigen homolog. Gene Ontology annotation, biological process: cell adhesion. Gene Ontology annotation, cellular component: plasma membrane. Lineage: Eukaryota; Metazoa; Chordata; Actinopteri; Perciformes; Bovichtidae. The transcript is spliced from 16 exons. Bases 224 to 1933 code for a protein of 569 amino acids. The record is from RefSeq and is a predicted model, not a curated record.